AUGGUGGAAGUACGCCGAUCCCAUUGGCGCUGCAAUCGUCAGCACUCUAAUCAUUGUGACAUGGUUCCUCACCAUAAGAGAACAGGUGCCUUUACUGAUUGGCAAAUCAGCAAGUCCUCAAGUGAUCAAUCGCAUUAUCAAUGUUGCUAUAAGCCAUGA
Molecule: messenger RNA, 159 nt
Organism: Cooperia oncophora
Lineage: Eukaryota; Metazoa; Nematoda; Chromadorea; Rhabditida; Trichostrongylidae
Source: the annotation of a GenBank genome assembly